Molecule: messenger RNA, 380 nt
Organism: Staurois parvus
Lineage: Eukaryota; Metazoa; Chordata; Amphibia; Anura; Ranidae
Source: the annotation of a GenBank genome assembly
GGUCAAAAGAUCUGAUGAGUGAGCAGGUGCGGACAGACCAUUUGGAAACUCGGGCACUGCCCGAGGGCCGGGGGUCAGUAGGGGGCCCCAUGAGAUGCCCCUGGUACCUUUUUCAUAGGCUUUUUUGAGUUUGGGCAAGGACACCGGGGUCCCAUGAUCCCCUAUUGCCCGGGGGCCCCAUGAGUUGUCAAUCCACCCCUGUGAGUGAGCAAUCUUUACUUCUUCCCUGUUGGCACGUGGUGAAGAUUCAAGUCACUCUUUCCUGGUUUGGGGGCCCCAUGAGAUGCCCCUGGUACCUUUUCAUAGGCUUUUUUGGAUGUGGUUUGAGGGUGGGCGAGGACACAGGGGCCCCAUGAUCCCCUGUUGCCCGGGGGCCCCAU